AUGGCUGGAAUUAUCCUCGAGUCCGCCAUAGUGCUUGUGCCCCUUGGGUGCGCCGCGAUAUACAUCAUAGUGUCGUCUAACAAGCUACUGUUUAUUUUUUCCGUCUGCGCAAUCACCGUUGGGUUGGCCGCCAUGCGAUUGCGCUACCACUACUCCUCUGGCGCGCACGGUAACCUGGUUGUCAGAAUCAAAGAAUCGGCUCAGCCUUCAACUGAUGCCGCCACCGCCGCUGCCGACGAUACCCCAAGCGCCAAGAAGACUUUGGCUCAGGACCAAGCACAGAAGAAAAACUUACUGACUGCUGGCGAAACUCAAGUCCACGACAGCGACAGCGACAGUGAGGCCGGUGAGUUUGACGAGAUCGUCCAGGAUGCGCAUAGACACUGUGACAUCGACGACGAGGUUGUUGAUGGCAGCGGCGCGCUGCUCUCGCAAGCGGUAACGACGGACAGCACGAAAUAUGACGUUGGUCUGUAUGGAUCGGCGCUCUCAUACGACCACCGCUGCUUCUACAUUAACGGCCGCCCAAUGUGGGUGCUGGCCGCGGACUUCGACUACUGGCGCGUGGUUCUUCCGGCGGACUGCGCAGACAAGCAGCAGCUGUCAGCCAGUGAGCGGGUUGAUCAGGCGAAGAAGGCCUGGCGCCGCGUCCUACAGCAGUACAAGGCUGUGGGAUUUAACGCUGUGCGCAUCCGCUUCCACUGGGGCUUCCACUCGCCAAGCAAGGGCAAGUACGACUUCACGGGCACCCGCGACGUGCACCAACUGCUGACGCUCUGUGAGGAAAUGGGCAUCUUAGUGAUUGCCUGCCUCGGCCCCUUCAUUGGUGACGAUGUACAGGGCGGCGGGUAUCCCUUCUGGCUGAUCCAGCGCGACCACAUUCGUCUGCGCCAUCUGCUGCGCUCUGGCGUCAAGGUCUGGGACAACCGCUUUGCUGCCGCCGAGGCCGAGUGGUACGACCACAUCAUCUCUAUGAUUGUCAGCCACGAGGUCGUCACCAAGAACGUGCGCGGCCGCGGCUGCGUCGUUCUAGUGCAGCUGGAAAACAAGCUGGAGGCACGCGGACCACUGGGCCUUCCGCUGGCCCUGCAGGACGAGACGCGGCUGUUGGCGCGUAUGGCGCGCGAGCGAGUGAUUCGUACGCCCUUGGUCACCAACAACCACCAGUGGCCCGCUGACUUUUCGUCGUUUGCUGCCAAAACGUGGGCUCGGGUCGAGAAGAAGCUGCAGUCCUAUCGCAUCAUCGGCAGCGUCUACUGCACCGAUCUCGUGGGUUUCACAGUGCGCGACAUCACAAGCACCCCUGUUGAAAUUGACAGCGUGGCUCGCAUUACUCGCGGCGACAACGCGCCAAUGCUGGCGCUGGAGCUCUACAAGCCGACCGAGGGCGGAAGUUCGUUCAGCGAGCAGAUCGAGGCUGCGCUGAGCCAGGGGCUUUCAGCACUUUCGCUGCCUGGAUUUUUCGGUCUUGCCAACUGGGGAAACUUUGCAAGCCCUUCACUGACAGCCUUCCCCGAGACUUCCAACAAAUACGCCGCUGUCUCUGAGGACGGCGCACUGUCGACUGAUGCCCGUGCGGCACGGCUUGUGUUGCACAUUGCGCGCGCCUUUGAGCUUCAAGGCGCAGCGUCGGACUUUGUCAACUCACGGCCAUGGAUCAUGCGCACUGCCCUCCCAGCUGUGCGCGGCGUUAGCUUUAACAAGCUGCCCCCAAGCGCUGUUCGCGUGCGCAGGCAAUGGGAGUACGCUGAGGGAGCGAGCAGCAAUGACACCACAGCAGGAUCCUCGGGCAAAUCUGAGAGCAGCCGCCAGCUGGGAAUCGUGACGUACGUUGACGGGAGCUCUCUCCCGGCUUUGACUGCGACAAACCCCGAGGACUCGGAGCUUGCCUUUAUGUUUACGUUGGCAGACGCCCCGACACUGAACAAGGGCACCAGCUUUGCGCUCACCGGCACCCUGGGCCCUCGUAAGCGCGGCAUAUUUGUGUCUAAUAUUUUUGUCGGCACCGAGGCUGCCGCCGAUAGCGACCCUCUCCUGCUCGUUACUGCGUCCAAGGAAAUAUACGCGCGCAUUGUCCUCGACCAGCGGUCGGAGGUGUGGGUGUGCGCCGAGGAGAGCGUGCAGAGCGGCCAGUUCUUUUUCCACAAGGAGUGCAGGGUUAGCGGACAUGCUGAGGUCGAGGUCGUCGAUGUUGAGCACGCUAAGGGUCAAAAGUUCAGCUUUGUCAUUCCCAAGUCGGGUCCUGGCGUUGCUACGGUCAUCAGUCCUAGUGGCGUGUCCGUGCAUAUUGUGCUGCUCACUCAGCAGGCGCUGGACACCCUGGUUGUCGAUUACUGCAGCUAUGACCGCAGCACAAAGGCAUUGGGCGCGCAGACAGCGGCGGCAUGGGGUGCGGAUGGCAUUGUGCUCCAGUCUGCUGGUGACCACAUCGAGCUUGCGCUAUCCUGUUCCAGCGCAUUCCAGGGCGUAUCCGUUAUAUCCCCGCGGCAGCCGCAGGCAAGCGCGGGUGCACUUACGGUUCUGCCAGCUGCCGAAACGGAUGCGGUGUAUGGUGGACACCCGUUCCUCUGGCAGUUUGCCGUGGAUCUUAGUAGCCAGAAUGAUUCAAGCACCAGCGUUCUUUCAUCUGUUAAUGGCUUUGAGAAGCGCACGACCAACUGGGAGACCCUGCCGUGGAAGCUGCUGCCGACAAUGGCCGAUCUUGAGACGAUGGACGAAAUCAACCUGAUGUCGUGGCAGAGAGACCUGGGCAUGUUUGCCUACAACGCUAUUGACAUUGGCUUUAGCGCCAGCCACGUGCUGUACAGAUGCCAAGUUCGUCUUAAGCCCCAGCACAUCACAUCGCCCAAACUUUUGCUGCAAAUCAACGCCCGCCACCGCUGUACCGUCUGGGUUAACGGCGUGAGCAUGUCUGGCCACGAAACCUUCCACGAGCAAAACUCGCCUCGCGGUACUUUUUCGGCGUGGAAGGAGGCACUGAAGAACCCUGGAGCGUCGUGCGGACCCGAUAGAUGGGGCGGCACGCACACGUACGACGUGACAAGCGCAAUGCGCAUCUCACAGCCGCCCAACGCCACAAGCGGCAGCAGUGCUCCGACAGAGGAGGAAGAGGAGGGCGCGCUGAACGAGGUUAUGAUUGCGGUCGAAUCUUACGGUCUUGGAACUCAAUCUGACGGGCUCAACGAUGCUCGUGUGCCGCGCGGCAUCAUUGCUGCCUACUGGCAUGGAUUCAACCUGAUUGGUGAGGACCACGAUGACUCUGAGAUCCACGACCACUCGCAUGACCACCGCACCGAGCAGCUGCGCACCAAAUGGGAGAUUUGCGGUGUUGAUGUGACUCUCUUGCCCAACUCGUACAACUCGUCGGGUUUUCCAGACGAAAAGGCAACGUCGGGCUGGGCAGCUGCUGUCGAGUACCCGCUCAUGCAGGAUGGCUGGUCCACGCGGGUCAAGGUCAAUGUGGACGCAGGCGUGCAUUGGUUGCGCUGGCAGCUGCUUCCGCCGACCGAGCAGAGCGGAGAAGACGGUAUUGUUGAGCCUGUUUUCCUUAAUAUCAGCGGCAGGGUCACUGCCUAUGUCUGGGUGAACGGCGUCUUGCUUACUAAGCAUCGUGUGGGUGAGACUAAUUUGGCUUCAGCAGUGCUCCUGCGCGGUGGUGCGCUUGCGGGUAUUCGUGCGAGUGCAAAUACUGAAGACAAUGUAGUUGUCAUGUUGUACGGAUGGGCAGAGCAUUCUGACAUUACCGCCGAAAACAGUCGUCUAAUUUCUGUCGAUAUUUCGCUGACCAACAAAUGUAACGCUUAA
Messenger RNA from Kickxella alabastrina, 3804 nucleotides. RefSeq lists its product as uncharacterized. Lineage: Eukaryota; Fungi; Kickxellomycota; Kickxellomycetes; Kickxellales; Kickxellaceae. The coding region runs from base 1 to 3804 and encodes 1267 amino acids. The record is from RefSeq and is a predicted model, not a curated record. Gene Ontology annotation, cellular component: vacuole. The transcript has a single exon. Gene Ontology annotation, biological process: carbohydrate metabolic process. Gene Ontology annotation, molecular function: beta-galactosidase activity.